This is a messenger RNA of Closterium sp. Naga37s-1, 506 nucleotides long. The record is from the annotation of a GenBank genome assembly. NCBI's taxonomy places the organism in Eukaryota, Viridiplantae, Streptophyta, Zygnematophyceae, Desmidiales, Closteriaceae.
AAUGGGUCGUCCGAGAAAGAUCUCCUCCGCAACAUGGAGAUCAAGGGUAAAAGACAUUGUGAAGGGCAAGGAUCAGGCAAGCCUUGCGAUAUCAAAGACGAUGCAAAUUCCAAUUUGCUACUUGCGGUCUGGUCUGACCUCGCUGAUGGGUGAGAGUCGAACCGCGACAGUGUCCGACUUGGUGUACUUCCUUUUGCACGCUGGGUCAGGAGGAAAAGAUGCCCUCAUGAUGGCGGCAAGAAAAGCUGGUGCGGACGGUGAAGAGGCACAAGGGAGAGUGGAAGAGUAUUUGGCGAAGUAUUCUGAAAAAAUUCAAGGAGGACGGGAUCGUGCAACUGGUCGGCCCGAAGCGUUGAUGGAAGGGCAACCCAUCGCAAUAGGAGGUCUGGUUUACGCGUUCCCUGCACUUCAAGGGAAACGUCCUGCACGCACAGGGGGCGGGGCGAUGGUUGAUGGAGGGACGGGUGCGGACCAUGAUCCGCCAGAUGCAAAUCAGCCACAGAAUG